This is a messenger RNA of Phycodurus eques (leafy seadragon), 2080 nucleotides long. RefSeq names its product capping actin protein of muscle Z-line subunit alpha 1b (gene capza1b). The record is from RefSeq and is a predicted model, not a curated record. The transcript is spliced from 10 exons. Gene Ontology annotation, biological process: actin cytoskeleton organization; barbed-end actin filament capping. Bases 122 to 982 code for a protein of 286 amino acids. Gene Ontology annotation, molecular function: actin filament binding. Gene Ontology annotation, cellular component: F-actin capping protein complex; actin cortical patch. NCBI's taxonomy places the organism in Eukaryota, Metazoa, Chordata, Actinopteri, Syngnathiformes, Syngnathidae.
GGUGUAUUAUUUUGAGGUAGAAGACGCCGCACAUUCCUUGUCCUUGUACUUUUACUAAUAACGGUCACAAAUGUGUCAUCAUCAUCAUCAGUCAGAGUAGGUGUGGUCACAAUGAGCCAAGAUGGCCGACUUUGAGGAACCGCUGUCAGACGAGGAGAAGGUUCGCAUUGCAGCUAACUUUGUGACCCGUGCCCCCCCAGGAGAGUUCAACGAGGUCUUCAAUGAUGUGCGGCUUCUUCUCGACAAUGAUACCCUCCUCAGGGAGGGAGCAUCACACUCCUUUGCCCAGUACAACAUGGAUCAGUUCACACCCGCCAGACUUGAUGGCUUUGAAGACCCAGUUCUGAUUACAGAGCACGGUGACCUGGGUCAGGGGCGCUUCCUGGACCCUCGCAACAACUUGUCAUUCCGCUUUGACCACCUUAGGAAAGAAGUGAGCGACGUGCAGUCAUGUGAAGGCGAUGCGCCGCUCAAAGCCUGGAGAGAUUCCUGCGACCAUGCCCUUAAUGCCUACGUCAAAGAGCACUACCCUACUGGAGUCUGCACAGUAUAUGGAAAAACUGUUGAUGGGCAGCAAACGAUCAUAGCCUGCAUUGAGGGACAUCAGUUUCAACCCAAAAACUUCUGGAAUGGCCGCUGUAGGUCUGAGUGGAAACUUACUAUUGGCCAGUCUACUGCGCAGGUAGUGGGUGUGUUAAAAAUCCAAGUGCACUAUUAUGAAGAUGGAAAUGUGCAGCUGGUUAGUCACAAGGAGGUCGAGCAAUCAAUAUCAGUGACUAGUGAAAUUGAGACGGCCAAGGAAUUUGUUGACAUAAUUGAACAUGCUGAAAAUGACUACCAGAGUGCAAUCAGUGAGAACUACCAGGCCAUGUCUGACACAACCUUUAAGGCUCUACGUCGCCAGCUGCCUGUCACACGCACCAAAAUCGACUGGAAUAAAAUCCUAAGUUACAAAAUUGGCAAGGAGAUGCAGAAUGUCUAAGUGGAAGGUCAGGGACUGGCCAGGGAGAUUCUGGCUCCACUGGUCCUCCCUCAUCAUACCCACGGACCUACCAAAGCAAAAUGAUAUCAGUUUGGGGCAAGGAAUCAACUAAAGAAAUGCAGACUGUAAUAUAGACUGUAAUGUAUGUCUGAUUUUGAGAGAAGUGUACUAAGGAAGCUAGAUCAUCAUAGUUUGCAGUAAGUGGUUGUGAAUGUGUGGUGUGCGGGAGUUGUGUUGGGUCAGUGUACAGGGCUGCACUCUGGAUAUCUACAAAAUGCAAUCAGUUAUCUUAGAAAGAGAAUUUGGUCAAUUGUGUCGGAACAGCAUUUCGAUAUGGACCCGCAGUGUACACAAACGCAAGAUGUGAGAAACAAAGCACAUCAUUCAUGAAGAAAGUGCUUCAUUGUGGUUGACAUGAAUUUGGGAAUCUGUUGUGAGGUGAUUGACAUAUUUGUGAUGAUACACGAUUAAGUUGCUUUUGAGUUUUUCUAAAAAAAAAAAAAUCAUAGUACAGUAUUGGCAAUUGGAAGUAGCACAAUCCUUUGCAUAGCUCCUGCAAUGUAAACCACCUUGUAAAGUAUGUCUGCCAAACAAGAGAAUGUUUUUAAGUUGUACUCCGUGUGUCUUCGCCUUUGCAAACCAUAAUGACUGAAAGAAGACAAUGUGUGUAUGCUUCUCUAAACUGUAACGCUCUUGCAUUCGCAGCUUCACCGCCAUUGCUUUCCGUUUCCGUUACGAAAGGAAAACAUGAACCUUUUGCCAAAAUCUCUUUCCUAUGGUAAAGAACUCCACUCUCCCACCCACAAAUGCACAUUUCUAUUUUAAGAGAGUUUUCUUUUGGAGUCAUGAAAUAUUGUACUUUAAAAAGUUGUGUCGGUCAAUGCCAAGUGCACACAUCCGUUGCCAUGCAUAGCCAGACGUGAACGUCUAGGGUCACAUCAAACUGUAACUGUAUACCAAUACUUCAAAGCAGACUUUUUUGGAUGGAUGCUAUGUUUCACCAUCAGACUGCUACCAACUGUGUGUGCUGAAUAAUUAAGUGUUGCCUGUACUGCCCCAUUCUGUUGUAUGAAUUAAAGGACAGAAUAAUGUGAGUGA